AUGAGUUUCCAUCUCUUCCAGAAACUGUUGAACGCCGCGAUGGAAUCACAAAAGAAGAUUCUCUAUUAUCUUUCCCCAGAGGGUAUGGGAGAGUUCAAGCCUAAUGGCAAGGUCGGUCCAGUGGUGUUGAUGGUCGUACCACAGACGAGCGAUGCCCCGCAAGUGGUGAUGGGCUACCGAUCAUUCGGGUGCGGUGAAGUCGAAUUACAAGACCUGCUGGAUCUACUGAUGGAUCCGGCCGCGAGGAAGAAGUUCGACAAUCAAACUGCCGAAGGCAGACUAUUGAGGAAGGCUAUCAUUGAUGAGCCUGAUAGAAGACUUGAUCUUCACUAUGGUGCAUUCAAAGGAAUGAUGAAUGUGGGAGGUCGAGACUGCGUGUACGCUAUUUUGCGACAGAAGAUUCGAGAUGACUUGUGGAUCGUCUCUUCAAAGUCAGUGGAACUACCAG
Perkinsus marinus ATCC 50983 is the source of this 448-nucleotide messenger RNA. RefSeq lists its product as hypothetical. The annotation marks the transcript as partial. NCBI's taxonomy places the organism in Eukaryota, Perkinsozoa, Perkinsida, Perkinsidae. The record is from RefSeq and is a predicted model, not a curated record. The transcript has 4 exons.